This is a messenger RNA of Gavialis gangeticus (Gharial), 731 nucleotides long. RefSeq lists its product as uncharacterized. The transcript has 3 exons. Bases 33 to 731 code for a protein of 232 amino acids. NCBI's taxonomy places the organism in Eukaryota, Metazoa, Chordata, Crocodylia, Gavialidae. The record is from RefSeq and is a predicted model, not a curated record.
AUGGGGUGAGGGGGGAGCCAGGGUCCCUUGAGAUGGGGACAGGCACCUCCCAGGCGAGCAGCGAGAGUCCAGCCUCCUCUCAGCCACGGGGGCAGGAGGCUGCAGGGGUGGAGGAGGGUGCUGGAGAGGGACCACGUGAGACUCCUGCUGACAGGGCUCUUGUGCUGGCGAGGGCAGCAUGGCCCCAUCUCUGCCCCCCGUGCCCCACUUCCCUUCCUCUCAGCGGUCCUGGACUCACCCUCUCCCCUUUCCUCCCCACUGCAGUGAUUCCCAGACCAGCCACUGAGGACGAGGACGAGGACGAGGAGGAAGAUGAAGAUGGGAGUCCACCUGAGGAAGCUGCCCGCCUCCUUGUGAUAAAACACCUCCAGGAACCAGGGCAGAGGCUGGACGGGAAGGAUGGGCAGCGCUUCCUGCUAGCAAUCCUCACCCUGAGCACAGUUGCGGAGCAGAGCACAGAGGUGGCCAUGCAGCUGGAGGGCCUGAAAGUGCCCAUGGUCGAGAAGAUUGUGGUGAGUACGAUGCAGCACGGGAUGGUGUGGAGAGAGGGAAGGAGAGGAGAAACGGUCUCGUGGAUCUACUCAGAUUAUGGUUUCAUGAAUGUAAUGGAAAUUGUGAAAUCAGGCAAUGUCUGCAAAAUCCGCAGGAAAAAAAAUUUACUAGAAGUAAAAAAUGCUGGCUCCCCAGUGGGAGCCACCAGUCCUUGCGGCCACUAUGGCUACCAGCUGUAG